Molecule: messenger RNA, 4282 nt
Organism: Aphis gossypii (cotton aphid)
Lineage: Eukaryota; Metazoa; Arthropoda; Insecta; Hemiptera; Aphididae
Gene: Cip4
Product: formin-binding protein 1-like
Exons: 13
Coding region: 387-2210 (607 amino acids)
Biological process (GO): signal transduction
Molecular function (GO): protein binding
Source: RefSeq, a predicted model, not a curated record
UUACUCUUUUAUCAGUUCGUUCGUCGCACCCGUUUCGCGCACUUGUCUUCGUUGUUUGUUGUGUUGUGAACUUAUUUCCUCUUUCACCUUUAGCUUUUUGCGGUUAAUUUUUAAUUUUUUUUUUUUGUGCAUCAACGACUACCUAAUUAUAACAUAUUUCAUUUAAUCAAAAUAUGUCUUGUACUUUCCUUGUCGUCUGCUCUCGUUGAUUACAGUGUCCGAUCCGAUACCAUCUUCGUAGUGCGCCCGUUCACCGUUUGUAUACCUUGUUAUACAUCCAAACCGGGUCGUAGUGAAAAGAUUAAAAAAAAACCAGUCCCCGAUAACGACGUAGAUUAUCUUCUGUGGCACCUAUUUGGUGGUUUGAUGUGGAAAAACAGCAAAAGAUGAGUUGGGGAACUGAAUUAUGGGACCAGUACGAUAAUUUAUCGUUUCACACUCAAAAAGGCAUUGAUUUUCUUGAAAGAUAUGGACACUUCAUCCGCGACAGAUGCCUCAUUGAAAUGGAAUAUGCUGGCAAACUCAGGAGAUUGGUUAAAAAUUAUCAACCCAAAAAAAAGGAAGAAGAAGAAUAUCAGUACAGCUCGUGUAAAGCAUUCAAGGCGAUGUUGUGCGAAGUAAACGAUUUGGCAGGUCAACACGAAGUGAUCGCUGAAAAUCUCCAAUCCGACGUCAUCAGGGAAAUCAAUUAUCUAGUGAAGGACAUCAAAGAAGAGAGAAAAAAGUUGCUCCAGGACAGCGCGAAAUAUGUAGCGAUGAUCAACAACCAGGUGGCAUCACUAGAGAGGUCGCGGAAAAACUACGAGAAAGCGUUCAAAGAGGCAGAGAGGGCUCUGGACAACUUUCAGCGGGCCGACGCUGACCUCAACUUGUCCCGUGCUGAAGUUGAAAAACAACGGAUGAACAUGGCCAUCAAAAACCAACACUGUGAAGAGUCGAAAAACGAGUAUGCCAACCAGCUGCAAAAAACCAAUGAGCUUCAGAGCCAACAUUACAAAGCGCUGAUGCCGGAGGUGUUCAGGCAGCUGCAGGAACUCGACGAGAAACGCAUUCGAAACGUCAGACAUUUCAUGGCCCAUUCGGCAGACGUGGAACGCAACGUUUUCCCGAUCAUAAACAAGUGUCUGGACGGCAUCAUAAACGCUGCCAAUCAAGUAAACGAAAAACAAGACACGAUUUUGGUGAUAGAACGGUACAAAUCUGGUUUCGAACCACCCGGAGAUUUCCCGUUCGACGAUUUGAGCCGUGGUGGUGAGUCCACGCCGCUCGUAUUGCCGGGUAGCGGCAACACUUACGUAUCAUCGGGCGUUGGCGCCCACAGGUCCGAAUCGAUGACCGUCAAGGGCACCAUGUCGGCCGGCAAGCUGAAAAAGCGUGUGGGUCUGUUUGCCAUAUUUAGUUCCAACAAGCUAAUGGACGUAUGCAGUUCUGUAAAGAAUAAUCUUUCAUCGUCGGGUGAUAAGGAUGACUAUAGUGAAUUACCGCCAAAUCAGCGUCGAAAAAAGAUUCUUCUAAAACUAGAAGAAAUGCAAGCAAAAUUACAUCAAGAAAUAGCAGCCAAAGACGGUUUAAUGAAAAUGAAAGGAGUAUACGAAUCUAAUCCAGCCCUGGGUGACCCAAUGUCCACAGAAGGUCAACUGAACGAAUGUUCGCAGCGUAUCGAUAAACUCAACUCUGAUAUUGCCAAGUACCAGGGACUUUUACAAGAAGUUGAAUGUAAUGUUAGUCCUGCGGGUAUACGCAAACAUGAGUUAACUGAACAUAAUGGUAUCGGCAAUGGUAGCACUAACAACCUAUCUAAUCACAAUAAUAGGCUAAAUACGUCUGUACCGGAUGGACGAGCUCCUCUUGGAGAAGAUGAAUCUCUGAGCCGGUCAGCAUCUGAUUCCAGUGUUUCUAUACCAGCAGUUGGGUUAAACAAUCGAUACUCUGGCGAGACUGUAAGUCUGGGUGCUUCACGCAAUUCAUUGGCAAAUGAUGAAGAUCCUCCACCAUAUUAUGAUAUUCACGAUUUGCCACCACUAGGAACUUGUACUGCUCUCUAUGCGUUUGAAGCUACAAGCGAAGGAUCAAUACCAAUGUUUGAUGGAGAGCAACUGUUAAUCAUCGAACAAGAUCAAGGAGAUGGAUGGACGCGUGUUAGAAGACAACCUCCCAAUGUUGAGGAAGGUUUUGUACCUACAUCAUACAUCUCAAUACACUCUAGCUGAACAGAGGCAUUCGUUUUAAAUGUUUAUGACACCCUAUGACAUUAAAAUCAAUUGUGUAUAUAUUAAGCUAAAACACCCUAUCCAUAAAUAAUUUUAGACUUAUUAUUUUUUUUUUUUUUUUUUCAUAAGGUUGUGAAAAGUGCCAAUUUUUUAAUGAAAAUGAUAUUUAAUCGGUCCGAGCUCAAGUUGUCAUGUAGGAUUUUUUUAAGUUAGGAAUUUUUUUUUUUAUUAUUAUCAUUACUAUAAUUAUUGCUUUCAGAUAAUCAAAUUUCAUUAACUAAUGUGCAAUUGAAAUGAACCAGUGGCAAACUAUUCAUCUUGCUUGACAUUUUAUUUUUUUAUUUGCGCCACUGUGUUUUAUUAUUGUUUCCCGUCUUAAUCUGUUGAAAGCCAAAACGAAAAUGUUAUAAGUUUUCAACUUAUACAGAGUUUCCGUCCACCAUUAUUUUGUUUUAUUAAUCGUAAGUUCUUUAGUUCCAAAUAUUGUUUUUUUCUUUUUUUUAACGCUGUUUAUAUAUUGGUUUUUUUAUUCAAUUUUCCACCUUUCGACCUGAAUAUUCAAAUAACAUAAGUAACAAUUUUGUCAAUUAAUCAUCUAUUUGUGUAUUUUUUUAAAACAGAUUUCUAAUAUUUGAACUUGAAAAGUAGGUUGUGUUCUUUCAAACUUAUUAUAAAUACCAGAUGAGUGUUAUUUCUAUAUAUAAUAUAUACUUAUAUGUAUGUAAUAGUUAAAAAUGAAUUAUGUAUAUUUUUUUAAUAUAAGUUAUACUAAAAAUAAUAAUAAAACCAUUAAGUUAUUAUUCAAUGAAAUAAAGUAAAAUAAUAAUAUUUACGAAACAUAAGCGAACAAAAUUAACAAACAGACAACACUUUUAUGAGUUGUUGCAUUGAUUAUAAAUACUAUUCUAAUGCUAUACUAUUUAUAAUCAAUGAUAGUUAUAAUUUUUUUUUAUUAUUAUUAUUAUUUAUAUUAUCCUAAUACAUAUAACCAGCAUUUUUCAUUUAAUCCCAUUUCUAUACUAAUAGUGUAUCGUGUAUCAGUAUAGUCUGAUUUGUACAAUAUAUAUAUAUUAUAUAUUAUAUUAUAUUAAAAUGCCUUAAAAACAUAUCACUAUUUAUUGUUUCAAUACAUUGAUUAUUAAACUUUACACUACUAAGUACUAACCAUAUGUAAAAAGAAAAUAAUUACUAUGAUUAUUAUUUGUUAUUUAUUAAACUGUUUAAAAAUUAUAAUGGAUACAUUUCCUUAUUUUUUUUUUUUCAAAUGUUAGAUCAGUGGAAAAUUUUAAAAUAGAAUCUAUUGUUAUUUCCAGAAAUCUUGACACUAUUGGAAUAUGAAAAAUGUACUAAGUUAUGUUUCCAUAAUAUGGAUAUUAAUUGAUAUAAUUAAUAUAUUAUAUCAAAAAAAUAAUGCAAUCAGCCAGUAGCUAGACUGUCAGAAAGCCUUACGUCAUUUUUCUUUACUUAUCUUCAACUUUAUUAUUUGAUAACUUUAAACAAAAACAGUUGACGUAAUGUCAUUUGACAGUGUGUUAACACGACGUAUCAAUUGUUAACAAUGUGUUUGUAUUGUUAUUUUAUAAAUUAUUGUUGUUUUUAUUUUUUUACGAAACAUUUUUGAUAUUAAGUACUUAUAUUUUGAAUGGCAUUACAAUUAUAUUACCUAACACUUCUACAUGAAAAUUUAAUAUAGAAUAACAGUUAUCUGUCCUCGUUUAACUAAAUUUUUCAAUAAUUUUGUUCUUGUUUUAAAAAAAUUUUUAUUUUAUUUAAGGCUGCUGACAAAAUCUACACAAAAUUAUAGAUUGAUCCCUUAGACAAAAUUUACAGAGUGAAAUAAAAAAGAAGAAAGUGUUUAAAUAAUCUGUUAUAGCUGAAUAUAUCUAACAAUUACUAUUUAAGACCUAAUUCCAUCUAUGUGAUCGAAACUAAAAUGUUGAGACUACUAGAGUCGUGGAUAACUUGUGUAAGAUAAUAUUGUAAAAAUUAUAUAAUAAGAGUAAUAUUUGGUAUACAUAUAAAUUAUGUUUUAUGUAUAAAGUGUAUUAAUAUAAUAUCAUUUUUAAUGAUAA